GAGGGAUGAAGGGACGGGUCAAAAAAAUUCCGAAAGAGAUAAGAUAAGAUAACUCCAAACCUAAUCUUCUCGCGCACGAGCCUUCCACUGUUUUCCGCAUUUGUUCCUCAUCGUCCUUUGUUCAGCCCGCGAUGCCGGGCACGUCAACCUCGCUUGAUUCCCUCAGCUCACCUUCGCCGUCACCGUCGCCUCCACCAGAUAACUUGUCCAAGGCAGAGCCCAGCAGCGCGGGCCUGGACGGUGAUUCAGAGCUUUCAGAGUUGACGGAGGAUGAGCAGGACGACCAGACAAACGGACAUGGUCCUAAUGGUAGUAGCAGACGUGGAAGAACCCAUUCAGGUGGCCGUGGAAUGCGCCCUUCGCGUCGAGGUGGUCGACGAAAACGCAGCAGUAUCGUACCAGCACCCAUGUGGGGAUGGGCGGCAACAAAGGCUUCGAGUGCCGUCGAGGAAGAAGAAGAGGAAGAGCGUAGCAGACGCCCUAAUGUCAUGGAGGAGGAAGAGGGGGAGGAGGAGGACACCGCAGACCAUGACCAGCCCAAGCAACCGGAUUUGCCCAUCGUGGCCCACGAUGAGCUCGAUCAUUCUCUUCCUGCACCACCACUACCACCCCCCGUCGAGCAGCCCUUCGAAUCCGUUGCUACCACCGUCCCAAUUCCCUCCAGUCACGAAAUUGCGGCAAUGGACCUCGUGGGGCUGGCCUUGGCAGUGGCAGAAAAGGAAAAGAACGCCGACAUGUUACGCAAGGAGGCUAUCGACAACGACGGUGACGGAAAAGAUGAACUCGCCGAUGAUACUGACGGCGAGGUCUCUGAUGAUGAUCCUGCGCAGCCCGACGUCGAUCGCGACAAUGAGAAUGACACUGAUUCCGAGGAGGAGCAGCUCAAGGAGGAGGAAGAGGAGGAGGAAGAUGACGACGAUCCCAAGGCUGUUCUUGAAGAUGAGCUCGAGGAAGAUGUCGAUAUGACCGCCCCUCCUGUUGAAUCGAUCGCUCCCGUCGUCGCAGCCGCUUCUGCAUCGUCCAUAAUGGCGGGCUCAGGUGUCGUCGACCCUGGUUCCCCAUAUCCUUCGGGUUCUGAAGGUUCUCCUUCUCCUGCCUCCUCUCGUUCGCCAUCCCCAGCUCCGCCACUUAAAUCUCCUGUCAAUACAUCACUCUUGGCCCAACCCGGCAGUACUGCCCCACAAGAUAACGUGGAUGAAGAAGAGGAAGAGGAGGAAGAGGAAGAGGAAGAAGCAGAGGAGCCGACUCCAAAGCCUGACAUUCCACCGUCAGUGAAAGGGAAGGGAAAGGGCAAGCAGAAACAUGACCUUCACAUCGACGCUGAGGACCAAGAUCAGGAUGUUGACAUUGAUGCCGAUGUAUCUCUUGAUGAUGAUAUGGAAGUCGAGAUGGAGUCAGAUUUGCAACCUGCUCAUCGUGCGGAGGCUCUAGAGGUGCUCGCCGGCAUCGAAUUUAAAUUUGGACGGUUGAGGGAAAUUCUCUACGUCGAAAGAAUGCAGCAAUUGGCAUGGGAGGAAACCCUUAUUCUCCAGGGUACACAUCCCGAGCUCAUUCAUUACCAGAAGGAGUUAUCUAACCGACGAGAUAAACGCGUCGAACUCGCGUCGCGUAAGCGUGAACUCGAAAUAACCACUAUCAUGAAGAGGAGGCGCGUACAUGAAGAUGGAACAUGGAGUUGGUGGAAGCAUGAAAGAGAUCAGCUUCAAACUGAUAUGAUCGCCGAUAAUAAUCGCAGAAAGAGAAAGUUAGAGAGAGAGCGAAGAGCUGUCGAGCGGCCGCAGUCUGGAUGCACCACCGCCAUCAACAUUACGCCAGAUCGUCCACUCAUUUCCGUUUGGCAACCAAUCCAAGAAGCAAAAGAGCAUUCCUUCUGGCUCACACACGGUGUAUCCAGAAUUAUCUACACUGCCCGCUGCAGAAGUAGCCAGAGAUUUGGAUUUUAUAUAUUCACUGCGACGCCAGUUCGAACAGCCACGAAUGCCGUCUACUAAUAUGGGAUCUCACAUUAACGGACCAACAGGACCCCCUCCUAUGGUCUUUGACCCUUAUCCCGACCCAUUCCCAGUCUUCCCAGGCAGGGAUGGAAGGAUG
Messenger RNA from Guyanagaster necrorhizus, 2091 nucleotides. RefSeq lists its product as uncharacterized. Bases 132 to 1991 code for a protein of 619 amino acids. The record is from RefSeq and is a predicted model, not a curated record. NCBI's taxonomy places the organism in Eukaryota, Fungi, Basidiomycota, Agaricomycetes, Agaricales, Physalacriaceae. The transcript is spliced from 4 exons.